This is a messenger RNA of Fusarium redolens, 983 nucleotides long. Its product is annotated as necrosis and ethylene inducing peptide. Bases 77 to 838 code for a protein of 253 amino acids. Lineage: Eukaryota; Fungi; Ascomycota; Sordariomycetes; Hypocreales; Nectriaceae. The record is from RefSeq and is a predicted model, not a curated record. The transcript has 2 exons.
CAGUCCUCUAUUCACCCACUCUCAACAAUUUCACUCUUACAACAAGUCUAACGUCUAUCUUUAACUUACACUCAAAAUGCACCCUCAGUCGAUCUUCAGUGCCUUCAUGGCUCUUGCUGCCACUGGAAUGGCUGCUCCCACCGAGGCCCUCAACCACCUCCACGCCCGCGCCGUGGUCAACCAUGACUCCCUCAAUCCCAUAGGCAAAACUAUCCGAAACGAUAAGGUCGGCGCCGCUAUCGAUAGGUGGCAGCCUUUGCUCCACAUUGCCGACGGUUGUCAGCCAUACACUGCUGUUGACGCCAACGGCAACGUCAGCGGUGGACUUCAGGACAGUGGUAGCAAGACUGGUGGCUGUAAGGACACGACCAAGGGCCAGACUUAUGCACGUGCCGGCAUGCACAACGGCAAGCUGGCCAUCAUGUACGCUUGGUACUGGCCCAAGGACCAGCCUGCUGAUGGCAAUCUCGUCAGUGGCCAUCGCCAUGAUUGGGAGAACGUCGUCGUCUUCAUCGACAACUAUGAGUCUCCAUCGGCUACCCUCUACGCUGCUGCUGCCUCCGGCCACGGUGACUACAAGAAGACUAAGAACCCCCAGAGGAGCGGCAAUAAUGUCAUGGCUGAGUAUUUUACCAGCCUUGGUAAGAACCACGAGCUCCAGUUCAAGACUAGCCCCGGCCGUACCUACUGGAUUUAUGAGUGGACUGCCAUGACCCCCGCUGCUCGCCAGGGUCUCAUUACCGGCCCUUCGGGUAACCCUGAUGAGCCAUGGGGUAGUGCCAACGUCCCUUUCAUCGACGCUAACUUUGGAAACAACCUCGCCAAGGCCUGGUCUUGAAGGACCUGAGGAGGGGAGUAGAAACGAUUGGCCUUUUCUUUCUCUUACUAGAUCUUCCGACUUUUCCUGACAGAUGAUCUUGAAAAUUGACUGGGUUCCCAUUUCCUCAUGAGUUAUGGGACUGGUAGUGUUUUUUAUAACAGAC